CUUCGCCUCCGCGGGCCGAGCGGUCUCGUCAGCCCCUGAGCUCGGGCGUACCCCCUCACGAGGGGCGCCGUGCGCCUGCGCCCGGGCGGGGGCCGCCGUCUCGCCUCGGCCUUUCGCUCAAUUUUUUUCUUAUUUUCCCCUGGUGCGGCUGCCUGGUCGGCGCUUGCGCAGAGAAUUCAGCGCUGAGGUGGCCGAGGUGUCCGGAGGGGCCCGGCUGGGAGGACGCAGGACCCAAGUGUCUAAAGCCACAGGGGAAAAUGGUGGAAAAUUCACCGUCGCCAUUGCCAGAAAGAGCGAUUUAUGGCUUUGUUCUUUUCUUAAGCUCCCAGUUUGGCUUCAUACUUUAUCUCAUAUGGGCUUUUAUUCCUGAAUCUUGGCUAAACGCCUUAGGCUUAACCUAUUGGCCUCAAAAAUACUGGGCAGUGGCAUUACCUGUCUAUCUCCUUAUUACUAUAGUAAUUGGCUAUGUGCUUUUGUUUGGAAUCAACAUGAUGAGUACCUCUCCACUCAACUCCAUUCAUACAAUCACAGAUAAUUAUGCUAAAAAUCAACAGCAGAAGAAAUACCAAGAAGAUGCCAUUCCAGCAUUAAGAGAUGUUCCUAUUAGUGAAGUAAACCAAAUGUUCUUUCUUGCAACCAAAGACCUUUACACUAAAAGCUGAAUUGUAUGUAGACAUGCUAACACCAAGCAUUUACUUAUAAAUGUUUAACAUAAUUUUGACAUAAUUAUUUUGACCAUCUCUCUUACUAAUACCCAGUAUUGAGAUGUAAAAAAAAGUAAGUUGGUCUUCUAUUAGAGUAAGUUCAAUUAAUAUUGGAAAUGUUCUAAAGUAUUAGUUAUUAAUGGACAGAAUAAAUAAAAUAUUACAUUACCAUA
This is a messenger RNA of Lemur catta (Ring-tailed lemur), 877 nucleotides long. It is a transcript of the gene PIGP, whose product is annotated as phosphatidylinositol glycan anchor biosynthesis class P. The coding region runs from base 258 to 662 and encodes 134 amino acids. The record is from RefSeq and is a predicted model, not a curated record. The transcript has 5 exons. Gene Ontology annotation, molecular function: phosphatidylinositol N-acetylglucosaminyltransferase activity. Lineage: Eukaryota; Metazoa; Chordata; Mammalia; Primates; Lemuridae. Gene Ontology annotation, biological process: GPI anchor biosynthetic process.